AUGUUGUCUUUGAGCAUCUCAAGGCGCAGUGCUGCUCCUAUGCGCUGCAGGCCUUGCUUUGAUGUCGUGUUAGGGGCUAGGCAGACUGUGCCACCACUGGCCGCAUACAUUCGACGUCCCUUUGCGUCCUCAAGGGCAUUAGUGGCUGCUGCCGUGGUCAGCGCUGAUCAUACAGUGUUGGAUGUCUCCAAGCGUUGUGAGCACACCACCACCGAAACGCCAUCAAGAAAGCAGCUGACAACAAAGGAGCAAGUCGACGAGCUGAUGGACUCCUUCGCGGAGGCCUGCGAGCUCCUCACAGAUGCGAAGGAGAGCGUUGGCACAACCUAUUUCGCGGAUGAUAUUGAGGACGCAGAAAAUCAGACACAGGAUGUCCUGAAGCGUUGGGAGAGUCUGCAGGCCGAUCUGGAGCACCAGGGGGCUGCAGAGCAGCUGCAAAGAGUGCGCAGCAUGUAUGAAUUGAAGAUCAAACAGCUGAAAGCAGAAUUCGAGACAGUGCGUGAGGCUGGUGGGGCGGGGUAG
Molecule: messenger RNA, 522 nt
Organism: Leishmania braziliensis MHOM/BR/75/M2904
Lineage: Eukaryota; Euglenozoa; Kinetoplastea; Trypanosomatida; Trypanosomatidae
Exons: 1
Coding region: 1-522 (173 amino acids)
Source: RefSeq, a predicted model, not a curated record